AACCAAUGCGACCGCAUAUGUGUCCAGUCCAGUGGCCAUAUGGCACCGAAGGCUAGAUACAGUACCGCUACUAGCCACGCUAGCGUGAGGACAAAGAUCCACGGGAGCCGUAUGUCGUAUUGGAGUUGGCCGACCUGGGAGAGGAGAUUGGUGAGGGGAGUGGUACUCUUUGUCGUGAUCACUGCACCAAAACUCUAUGAGUCCUUUACCAACAUUGCUAUGAAAAUCCAAGCAAUACACUCUGUAAUCUCAUCCAUAUACCACCCCCAACAGCUACUACUUUUCUGUGAAACAUUCACCAAAACUAUUACUAAACUUCUGUGAAACAUUUGCCAAAGUUAUACCAAACAUUCACCAAAACUA
Messenger RNA from Babesia bovis T2Bo, 363 nucleotides. RefSeq lists its product as uncharacterized. The record is from RefSeq and is a predicted model, not a curated record. The transcript has a single exon. Bases 40 to 324 code for a protein of 94 amino acids. Lineage: Eukaryota; Apicomplexa; Aconoidasida; Piroplasmida; Babesiidae.